AUGUUGCAGGAAUACUCCCUGAAAAAUGCAGCCUCACAUCACGGGCCUGCACACUGUUGUAGAGAGAGGAGAAGCAGAAGAGCAGCCGAGCCUGAACUGUGGCAAAGUGUGUCAAUAUCCUGGCAUCAUUGCUGCUUUUGUUUUAUUGUAAUUUGUUUGGAGUUGAAUGGACUCGUCAGGAUGGAGGGACACAAGUUUCCUUUCACUAUUGAGAAUAUAUUGAGCAAAUAUCCAAACAGUAAUGGAACAAGUGGCGCUGGAAUAAAGGAGAAGGCAGUGAGUCCUGCUGGAGGCCAGACAGAGGCUGUCCGUCACGCCUGCCUGUGCUGCUGCUACUGCUCCCACUGUGGAGACAUAUACCAGGCUGACUUCAUUCAUGAAGACCUCCUCCCUGCAGCCUGUCAGUACGGAUGGCCCCCAGCGAUGCUCACAGACCCCUGCAGGCUGGGAGACGCUCACAGGGAGGAGCAGACAGCCGGGCAGGUGCAGAGGAGAACCAGACGUCACCGCACUAUUUUUACAGAGGAGCAGCUGGACACACUGGAGGAGCUGUUCCUGCAGAACCAGUAUCCAGAUGUUACCACGAGGGAGAAACUAGCACAGCACACUCACUUAAGGGAAGAGAGAGUAGAGGUUUGGUUUAAAAACCGAAGAGCAAAGUGGAGGCGCCAGAAAAGACUAUCAUAUAGUGUGGGAAGCACAGAAAAUUAAAUUUGUAUUG
Messenger RNA from Trematomus bernacchii (emerald rockcod), 721 nucleotides. Its product is annotated as homeobox protein goosecoid-2. Gene Ontology annotation, cellular component: nucleus. Gene Ontology annotation, molecular function: RNA polymerase II cis-regulatory region sequence-specific DNA binding; DNA-binding transcription factor activity, RNA polymerase II-specific. The transcript has 4 exons. Gene Ontology annotation, biological process: regulation of transcription by RNA polymerase II. The record is from RefSeq and is a predicted model, not a curated record. The coding region runs from base 1 to 711 and encodes 236 amino acids. Lineage: Eukaryota; Metazoa; Chordata; Actinopteri; Perciformes; Nototheniidae.